Messenger RNA from Fusarium sp. VM40, 1140 nucleotides. Lineage: Eukaryota; Fungi; Ascomycota; Sordariomycetes; Hypocreales; Nectriaceae. The record is from the annotation of a GenBank genome assembly.
AUGCCUGGCUCUACCGAUAAAGAAAACGACGGCCACGCGCACAUCGAAGUGCCCGAAGGCGAUGACAAGCCAUCUCCCCGCGCCGAGGGCGAGUCCAGUCCUGGCCUCAGGAAUAGCAAGGGCUGGGAUGGCAAGCUUCGCGUCCCAAAGUCUGCUGCCAUGGCGAACCCAGAGGCUCUUUCUGAUUCUGACUACUCGGAUGAAGAGAAUGUCAUGAAGGGCGAGAAAAUCGAUGCUGACGAGGAUCUUCUCGACGACGAAGACCCAGAGACCGACGAAAUCAUGUGUUCCCACUCUCGAAUCGCCUCAAUUUCUUCGCUACGCCUUGAGCGCUUCAAGAAUGUCGUCCGGGUCUGUCUCCGCCAGAACAGCAUUGAGCACAUAGAUGGUCUGUCCGGCUUAGCCGCAACUCUGGAGGAUCUUGACCUCUACGACAACCUCAUUUCCCGUAUUCGCGGCCUCGAAGAGUUGACAAAUCUCACGAGCCUCGAUCUGAGCUUCAACAAAGUCAAGCAUAUCAAGAAUAUUAAUCAUCUGACGAAGCUCAAGGAGCUAUAUCUUGUCGCCAAUAAAAUCAGUAAAAUCGAGGGGCUGGAGGGACUUGACAAACUGACGUCGCUGGAGCUCGGAUCGAAUCGUAUCCGCGAAAUCGAGAACCUCGACUCUCUCAAGGCUGUUGAGGAACUUUGGCUGGCAAAGAACAAGAUCUCCCAGCUCGGCGGUCUUGGUGGCAUGCCAAAUCUACGUCUCCUCAGUAUCCAGUCCAACCGUAUAAGCGAUCUUUCACCACUUAAGGACGUCCCUACACUCGAGGAGCUUUAUAUCUCACACAACAUGCUGGAGUCUUUGGAGGGGCUAGAGCACAACCCCAAGCUGCACGUAUUGGAUAUCUCGAAUAACAAAAUCACCAGCAUUAAGGGUCUUGAGUUACUCAGUGAGUUGGAGGAGUUGUGGGCUAGCUACAAUCUCAUCGGCGACUAUAAGGAGGUUGCCAAAUAUCUCGCCGACAAGAAGAGUCUGACUACUGUGUAUUUCGAGGGAAACCCGCUGCAAUUACAGGAACCAGUAGCGUAUAGGAACAGGAUCCGAUUAACGUUGCCUCAAGUCAAGCAGAUUGAUGCCACAUUUGUGAGAACAUAA